Frankliniella occidentalis (western flower thrips) is the source of this 3050-nucleotide messenger RNA. Its product is annotated as fatty acyl-CoA reductase 1-like. Lineage: Eukaryota; Metazoa; Arthropoda; Insecta; Thysanoptera; Thripidae. Bases 926 to 2566 code for a protein of 546 amino acids. Gene Ontology annotation, biological process: long-chain fatty-acyl-CoA metabolic process. The record is from RefSeq and is a predicted model, not a curated record. Gene Ontology annotation, molecular function: alcohol-forming very long-chain fatty acyl-CoA reductase (NADP+) activity. The transcript has 8 exons. Gene Ontology annotation, cellular component: peroxisome.
AGACGCCAGAAUUUGGCGUCAUAAGACACCUAUGUUUUGGCGUCAAAAGACGCCAACCCAUUUACAGUAAAGGGGGGGAAAAUGCCCGAAGAUGCCGAGAGAUUGCUACCUUUCGAUGAUGGGUUUUCUCUGAAUCACACUAAGUCUGAAAGAACUUUAAUAAUUGUCCAUACACUCUGAAUGUGAAGGAACUUUUUUUUGUACCUUAAUCUAGCACCAAAAUGUUUGUCCAUAGCCGCCGACAAGAGAUCUAUGGACAAAAACGUGUCAUUUUAUAGACAAAUUGUGUCAUUAGAAGGGACAAAAUGUUCCUUAUGAAAUUUGUUCCUUCCUUUGUAACAAAUUUGUUGCGAACAAGCAACAAAUUUAAACGUCCACUCGCUGGGACAGAUGUCUUUUUUUUCCGUGCUGAUCUCGCUCUCCAGAGAGCGAGAUAUCUGACUCUAGCGUUUUCAGUGCCAUUACUCGGUUCAAAUUUUCAUCCGUUUGAGAUGUGCACAAAAACGUACUAACAGUACAAUUAUCUUUUUUUGUGUCUAGUUUAGAGACAAAUUUGAAUCUAUUUGAUAUGUGCUUACGAACGCAUCCUCGCUGGACAAAAAAUCGUCCUUUCCCAUGUAGAGUGAAGAUGAAUUUUCGUGAAAUCACAGCAACCUUUUCAACAGCGCAACAACCCGGGGUCUGUGGGUCUGAGGGCCAUUGGCCACCCUGUAUAGUCACACGCGGUCGGACGUCACUCGAUUGUCGGCAUGUUCUGUCCUCUGACGAUACUUUCGCAAUGCAACAAAUCACGUGCCUGUAUAAUGCGCGGGGAGGGUGUCCGCGGGGACGGGACCUGGCCGAUGCGUCGGUAUAAAGCCCCAGGGCAGGGCGCCGGGACGGGCAGGGUCAGCGCAGCUCUGGUGGCGAACAGCGGCGGCACACCAUGUUUUUCCAGAGAUCAACCACGACGCCGACGACCGGCGGCGAGAUGGCGGCGUCCCUCCACCGGGUCCGCGACGCCAUCCGCGAGGAGCGGAGGAAGAGGAUCGCGGAGCGCCUCAAGAAGCCGUCCGUGGCCGACUUCUACAAGGGCCGCAACGUCUUCAUCACGGGCGGCUCCGGCUUCGUGGGCCGCAUGGUCAUCGAGCAGCUGCUGCGGACGUGCCCGGACAUCGGCACGAUCUACCUCGUGAUGAGGGCCAAGAAGGGCACGGCCCCCCAGGACAGGCUGCAAGGGCUGCUCGACGUGCCCCUAUACGACAGGCUCCGUGCCGAGCGGCCCGGCGCGCUCUCCAAGCUGGUCGUGCUCCCGGGGGACAUCACCGAGCUGGGCCUCGGGCUGAGCCGCGAGCACCAGGACCUGCUGCGCAAGGAGGUGUCCGUCGUGUUCCACAUCGCGGCCUCGGUGCGCUUCGACGACCCCUUCCAGAAGGCCGUGUUCACCAACGUGCGCAGCACGCGCGAGGUGGUGGCGCUGGCCCGGGGCAUGCGCCUCGCCUCCCUGGUGCACGUGUCCACGGCCUACACCAACGUGAACCAGGACCCCGAGCGGGAGCAGGUGUACCCCACGCACCUGGACUGGAGGAGCGUCAUCCGCAUGGCGGAGGAGAUGGACGCCGGCAGCCUGUGGGCCAUGGACUGCCUGGGCCCCAAGCUCCGCGACUUCCAGCCCAACUCGUACACCUUCACCAAGGCCCUGGCCGAGGUGCUGAUCAACGAGGUCGCCGACGAGCUGCCCGUCGUCAUCGUGCGGCCGUCCAUCGUCAUGCCCACGUUCAAGGACCCCAUUCCCGGCUGGAUCGACAACCUGUACGGCCUGGGCGCCUUCUGGGCGGCCGCCUGGAAGGGACUGAUCCGCGUGUCGUACUCCCCGUACAAGGAUGUAGCGUUCGACAGCGUGCCCGGCGACGUGGUCACCAAGAUCACCAUCCUGGCCUCCUGGGCGCGCGGCCUCAGCUACAGCGUUAGGGCGCCUCCCGCCGAUGGCAGUGCCCCCAAGGCCAAGGGCGUGGAAGUCGUGCACGCCACCGUGGGGAAGGUGGGGUGCUCGUACACGGACAUGGAGUGGGUCACACAAGAGCUCUCCACAAAAAUCGCCUGCACUGGGAUGAUCCGUGACACCAAGUACACCCUGCGGAACAACUACUUCGUGUACCUGGUGGAGCACUGGUACCACCACAUCCUGUACGGCACGGUACUCGACCUGGCCGCAACACUCACUGGCAAAAAACGGAGGGCGAUGAAGGCAUACCGCAGCUUGGCAGUGGGCCUCGAAACGUUGAAACAGUUUUCGAAGGAAUUCAAUUUCACAUCGGAGAACCAGGAGUACAUACAGACCCUCAUGCAUCCCAAGGAUGAGGAUGCGUACUGCACCCUGGCAUACUUCAGCGGUAGAGACAAUAUAGAAAACUUAUGCGACUGGGCCUCCAACACGAUAAAGGGCGUACUAAUGUACGCGAUGAAGGAGGAUAUUUCACCCAAAAACCUCAAGGAUAUUCCAAAGAUUAAGAUGGCUAUGAAAUUAUACCACGGAACAAUGGCUGCUAUCGCCGGAAUAGCAGCGUACAGCUUGGUGCCUUCAUAAUUUCUAACUUCCGUUCUCCGACCGCCGACCAAGCAAGAUGCAAGUAUUUAUUAUUAUAAUAUCAUACGUUUAUCUUUAUACUUAUGUCACUACUGUACGUUUAUCCUUGUCUGUUUUAUUUCUAUCUGAGGGUUUCUUUCAUCCUAUAAGGACUAUCACAAUUCGUUAACAAGAUCAUCGUAUUUUAGUUUUCAGAAAAUCCCUCAGAAAAAAUCCAAUUUACAUAGAAAUGAAACUGACAAGGAUACCACUGUAGAUGGGUUGGCGUCUUUUGACGCCAAAACAUUGGCGUCUUAUGACGCCAAAUUUUGGCGUCCUAUGACGCCAAAUCCUAAAAGACGCCAAAUUUUGGCGUUCUUUUACUGGACGCCAACCCAUUUUACAGUGACGGAGCGAGAGCCUCAAUUUGUCUCACCAAUGCACCCUGUGCAAGCUGUUUUAAAUAUAAUGAUUUGUUUUUUAAAAAAGGAAACGCUGAGCUUGA